AUUUUUCUUAGCGUUUUUCACUACCCUAAUGUCCACAUUUUGUACAUACAUUGACUUCUUCUCGCCUCCAUCUGUCCCCGUCCUCCACUUCGCACCGUUCUCUCCCUGUUCCGCACGAUAGCUGAAGUUGCCGAAUUGGUCAACGACCUUCGCAGCGGAGUUGGAGCGGACUCAGGCAGAGUGCUAGCCCUCUGAGUAAGUAAAUCAUAAGGGAUUCGGUGUGAACAAAAUGAGCAUCUCAAAGGAGUGAAAUGAUAUCCACGCUGUCACUGGUAUGGCCUGGGAGCGAUCAAUGAAAGUAUAAUAUAUAAUAAAAGUUAGUUGUGAUCAGACUAGGGCCUCUCACAACACAUUAGUAAGCAACAACUUUACCAGAGUACGCUCUUGAGUCCUCAUCAACGUCAAACACUACUGAAGUACUGACCAUUUAUCUCCCUGUUUAGCGAUAUGAAGGACUUGCUCAAUGUAGCAAGAAAAGCGUAUCUUCAUACUGUGAGAAGGGCGCCGACAAGGCGCGGGGCCCCAGUGCAGACAACACAGCCGGCGCCAACAGACACGACAGCAGUGUUGGCUGUUGCAUUCUUCAAAGACGGUCAACGGAUUGUCACUGCUUCAAUGGAUGAAACCCUGCAAAUAUGGGACGUGGAGAAAAGCGUAGUGGUGGGAGAGCCAUUCGAGGGACACAGUGGCUAUGUGAAUUCAGUCACUGUAUCGCCAGACGACAGGCGAAUUGCGAGUGGUGGGGCAGAUGGAGCCAUCACCAUCUGGGAUGUCGAUAGCAAGCAGAAAGUACUCGGUCCGCUGGUGAAGCAUACAAGCUGGGUGUCCUCAGUGUGCUUCUCCCCCGAUGGAAAGAGAAUUGCAAGCGGAUCAUGGGACGCUACAGUCAUCAUAUGGGAUGCAGAGACUGGUGUUGUCCUCAUAAAAUUCGCUAAUGAUCCUCAGGAUUGGGUGUAUUCUGUCGCCUUCAGCCCAGAUGGGCUAAAGUUAGCACACGGAACAUGGCACAAUAUUUGGAUUUGGAGCAUUGACGGCGCCAAGCUUCUUCUCAAGAUUCACGCUCAUCAAGAUGUCGUUCGAAGUGUUGUGUGGUCGCCUGACGGCCAGCAACUUGUCUCCGCAUCAGAUGACAAAAUAAUCAAGUUUUGGAACUGCUCAAAUGGACUCCAGAUCGGUCAGCCUUGCACUGGUCAUACCCACAAAAUCUACUCCCUGGCUAUCUCUUCUGAUAGCUCCUUCAUUUCCACUGCCUCGCACGAUAAGACUGUGCGCCUGUGGAGCACAACAUCACACAAGCAGAUAGGACAGGCACUCGAACACACCGCACCGGCUUUCUGCGUUGCAAUUUCUCCCGGUGGAGAACUACUCGCGAGUGGCGACUUUUCUGGGAAUCCCCAGCUUUGGUUCAUCGAGGACACACUUUCCGCAACAUUCGGGCUAGAUCCCUUGUACGAUUUCUAUUUUGCGCAUCGCAGUAAAUUGAAAUUGGGCCAAAAUCUCUAUGCAGAAGCCCUUUUGGACGCGGAAAAGGUUAUUGAGCUCAACCCUUCGUCUCAUCUUGGAUACGAAUUGAAGCAUGCAGCGCUUCGUAAGGCACAACGCUAUGAUGAUGCAUUCGAGGCUUUCACAAUCAUGCUCUCCAAGUUGGAUGAUGCACCCGACCAACAGAUACGACAGCUACGCCAGCAAUAUGUCAGUCCAUCUGAAGUAGAAGGUGCUAUUCGACGAGCCAUUCACGCCCAGCUGGAAAACGCUCCACUUCGUCUAAUCGACACCUCUACUGGACGUUUGUGCAAUCGAGAUGCGCAGAUCAAUGUAUUCAUGGAAAGUACAAAAUACAAGGAGUUGUUGCAUUCAUUUGUGAUGCGUGCGCCCCUCCAAACGAAGCUUAUCAAAGAAGCGGUCAUCAAAUACUUCAGCUGGGUCAUGUUAUCUCAUAGGUGGGAAACCAAGGAGCUACUACUGCACCACAUUCAAGGCAGGAACAUAUACGACUUGGAUCCGGUUGGAACUGUGUUGAAGCUGCAGAAAUUCUGCAAAGUUGCUCGCAAUGCAGGCCAUCGAUGGGCGUGGAGUGACACAUGCUGCAUCGACCAGAACAACAAUGUCGAGCUCCAGCAAUCAGUCAACUCCAUGUUCGUUUGGUAUCACUAUUCAGCGCUCACCAUUGUCUACCUAUUUGAUGUUCCUCCUUCGUCAGAGUCUGGCGCGCUCGCAAGCAGCAUUUGGAACACCCGAGGAUGGACCGUCCAGGAGUUCCUCGCUCCUAAAAUCGUUCUCUUCUACCAAGCAGAUUGGACUCUGUAUCUCAACAACCGUUCACGCAACCACAAAAAAUCUGUCAGUAUCAUGCAGGAGUUGGAAGAUGCAACAGGCAUAAAUGCGCGGGCGCUCGUCGACUUCCGUCCGGGGACAACAGAUGCCCGAGAGAAACUCCGAUGGGCGUCAAACCGUGACACUACUCGGGAGGAAGACAUUGCCUACUCUUUGUUUGGCAUCUUUGAUGUCAACCUUCCUGUUAUCUAUGGAGAGAAAAGACAAAAGGCACUCGGACGACUCUUGCAGGAGAUCAUAGCCCAUUCGGGCGAUAUCUCGGCCCUAGACUGGGUGGGACAAUCAUCCAACUUCAACAGUUGUCUCCCAGCCGAGAUUUCCUCGUACAAGGCUCUGCCAUGCAUAUUUCCAUCUCUAUCUGAACACGAUAUGCAGAUAUCAAUUUCCGCACUGCGAAACAAUAUUGUGCCUGUGGAGUCAGCUUUGAAACUGUAUACCCUCCUUGAAAAUCUCAGCGUUCCUCGUUUUGCCAACGCUAGACUGCAAUUGCCUUGCAUCGCAUUUCCUCUGACAGAAGUCAGGCGGAGUAGUGGUAGAGACGGGGACAAAUUUUUUACAUAUGAAGUCAAGGCAGACGGGCUACAAGACCUGCUAAUCACAACGGAAGACAGGCUUCCACAAUUCUCGCCUACGAGGCGUAGCCGGCAGACAUUCCUGCUUGUCCGUCCGUGGAAACGGCAUGAUCUCGGGCUGAUUGACUUUGCGGACGAGAUGCAGAGCGUAGAAGAUUGGUCCGAGCCUGGGUCUUCUAUAUAUAACGAGCCGACCAUGCGAGAGUUGAGGUUGAUUGUUCGCCUCGGACAGCCUUUUGGCGCACUUUUGCUAGCGCGGCAGUGGGGUGGGGAGUAUAGGAGGAUCGCUUCGGAUCACAAUAUUAUCGCACAAGUCAGGGACAUGGCAUCUGUUGACGACAUGAUGGACAUCAGGAUGCUCGAGAUAUUGUAACUGGUACACAUAGUAUCACAAUAUCGUCAAUCGAUAAGCGGGUGCUGCGAGAUUGGAGGCUUUUGUUCGUCGAACUCUAUAAGUAAAAUAAAUCCGGUCUAUCGAUAUGAAAGCAGCUGUAGUAGUACAGUCACCUCACCUUGACUGGAUUGCAUACAGCAGGCGGGGGCCAACUGGUGGCCUCAUACCAGGGCAUUCACGAACCUAAAGGCCUGAGCGCUGAGCGCUGAACCUUAAUUUAUGGCUUUCGUGAAUCGCGCUGGAGCCAGGAGAGUAAAUCG
Molecule: messenger RNA, 3560 nt
Organism: Suillus bovinus
Lineage: Eukaryota; Fungi; Basidiomycota; Agaricomycetes; Boletales; Suillaceae
Product: WD40-repeat-containing domain protein
Exons: 3
Coding region: 448-3279 (943 amino acids)
Molecular function (GO): protein binding
Source: RefSeq, a predicted model, not a curated record